Molecule: messenger RNA, 1266 nt
Organism: Triticum dicoccoides
Lineage: Eukaryota; Viridiplantae; Streptophyta; Magnoliopsida; Poales; Poaceae
Product: senescence-specific cysteine protease SAG39-like
Exons: 4
Coding region: 1-1266 (421 amino acids)
Biological process (GO): proteolysis
Molecular function (GO): cysteine-type peptidase activity
Source: RefSeq, a predicted model, not a curated record
AUGGCUAAGCGGCCGAUGAAGAUUCCGGGGGCAGGCCAUGUUUCGUCGGGUAUUUGUCGCCGCCGGGACGUCCCUGUUACGCCGGUUCUGCAGCCAGUCCACGGCGGCCGGGUCGCCGUCGAGGCCUGGUGGAGCAACCAUGUUACGCCGGUUCUACAGCCUGACGGCAGCGGCCGGGCCGCCGUCGAGGCCUGCCGGAGCAACCUUGUUCCACCGGUUCCACAGCCAGACAACAGCGGCUGGGAGGCCUGCGGGAGCAACCAUGGCACGCCGGUUCGGCAGCAAUGCUGCCGUGGCCGGUCGCUCUCUAGGCCAGCCGGAGCAAGGAUGAUACGCCAGUUCUGCAGCCAGGCCGCGGUGGUUGGGUUGCGCCGGCUCUGCAGCCCUGCCACGGCGGCCGGGUCGCUGUCGAGGCCUGCAGGAGCUAGGAUGCUACAGCUACUAGUCGUCAAAUUGCUGCAGUUUCAGAGGAACGUUGCCCAUGUUGCAGCUACCGCCGGUCACCGUUUCGGCUUAUUUCGCAGAUAUGCCAUGCCUAUGGUGAUGGUUGCCUUUGGUGUUGGGCUUUGGUGUAUGAAGAAGAAUGCAGAGCUUGCCGAGAGGGCUGCCCGUCCGUCGAAGGUCGAUUGGGUUGAAGCCGGAGUUGUCUCUCCGGUUGUGAGGAAUCAAAAGGACUGUGGGAGCUGUUGGGCCAUGGCAGUUGCAGCUUCGGUCGAGGCAGUAAAUUACCUCAAGACCUGGCGAUCAAUCAGGUUGUCAGUUCAAGAGCUCGUCGACUGCAACAUAGAGAACUACGGGUGUAAUGGUGGCGACUACUGCUAUGCUUUCCGCUAUGUAAAGGAAAAUGGGCUCACAACAGAAUCUUCAUACCCAUACAAGGCUCGGCAGGGUAUAUGUCGCAAACUGGAUAAAAAAGUAGAAGGAAGGAUAUCGAACUUCCGCUAUGUCCGCCGAAACGAGGAUGCGUUGGAGAAAGCGGUAGCAAAGCAACCCGUGAUCGUCACUGUGCAAGGUGAUCAUUUGCAGUGGUACAACCGAGGCAUCAUGGACUACAAAUAUGAUAAAAGACUUACCGGCUGGCACGCUGUCUUGGUCGUCGGUUAUGGCACAGACUCCAGAGGUGUCAAGUACUGGCGCAUCAAGAAUUCAUGGGGAAAAAGUUGGGGUGAAGGGGGGUUUGGGAGGAUCCGAAGGUAUGUUGACGAUAAGAGAGGCGCUCUGGGCAUUUUCGUUUAUAGACCAGUAUAUCCUGUGCUUAGGACUUGA